ACAUCACAUAAAACAUAAAACAUAAAUAAACAAACAGAGGUAAUUCUAACCCAUAACCCAGAAUAAUAACUAUUAAUUAUUCUGGGCCCAUAAUACAACUUCUAACCAGCUUCUAUCUGUAUACUUCUAAUUAUGUGAAUAAACGAAUAAACAUCAACAACUGCGUUACAACGUUACAACUGUACCAUAUCUGUAUCCCAACCAAAGUUCAUUAAAAAAAAAACUUAUUUUAAACUAUCUACAAAUAAUAAGAAGCAUGAAUGUAAUGUUACUCCAGUAUCUCCAAACAGUAAUACGGAUGUAUUACCAAUGUAAUGAUUAGGUGUCUUUUUAAAAAUUCUCACUAUGUUGAAAAAUAUUGUGAUUAUAUCCACCUUAAUUAUUAUAGUUAUUGCAGUUUAUUUUCCAUCAAGACAUGCAAGACAUUAUAAUUACAUUUCUGUCAAAGAUAUGUUAAAUGAAUUAGAUUUGAAAUGGCCACAAAAUAAUAGGGUUUUAAAGAAUUGCUCCUAUAAUGAAAUUGUCACAAAUGAUGAAGACAUCGAAAUAUCUUCAAUAAAGGAUAAGAGAGAGUUCAAGAAGCCUCUGUUAGGAGGAGAAUUUAUACCAGAUGACUGCAUUGCUCUUGAAAAAACAGCAAUAAUCGUACCAUACAGAAACAGAAGUUAUCAUUUAAACAUUUUUGUUAAAUAUAUGCAUUGGUUCCUUCAGAAGCAAAAAUUACAUUAUCGCAUUUUUGUUGUGAAUCAAAAUGAUUCUUUACCAUUCAACAGAGCAAAAAUGAUUAAUUAUGGUGCGAAGAUGUCUAUUCGCUUACAAUACCACUGCUUGAUAUUGCAUGAUGUUGAUUUAAUACCUAUCAAUACAAGGAAUAUUUAUGCAUGCUCCAAAUUGCCCAGGCAUAUGUCAAGUAGUUUGGAUACUUUUAGAUAUAAUUUGCCAUAUUUGACUUUAUUUGGUGGAGCAGUUUCUAUAACAUCGGAGCAAUUUUUAAAAGUCAACGGUAUGUCCAAUGAAUUUUUUGGUUGGGGUGGAGAAGAUGAUGAUUUUUACAGGCGCUUAAUCUACAACAAUUUAGAACCCUGUAGAUUUUCACCUGAGGUCAGCAAAUAUACUAUGUUACCACAUAGAAAGGAGGAUGCUAGUGAAAACAGGUUCAGAACUUUGGAGAAAACCAAAGAAAUGGAAAAAAUCGAUGGUCUGAAUUCCAUAUCAAGCAGUUAUAUCAUAAAAUUAGAAGAACUUUAUACUCUUCUAAUAGUUCCUUAAAUUUUUACUCGUUUGCUCAACAAAACUUACAUAUAAUAUACAUGAAAAUG
Molecule: messenger RNA, 1319 nt
Organism: Psylliodes chrysocephalus
Lineage: Eukaryota; Metazoa; Arthropoda; Insecta; Coleoptera; Chrysomelidae
Source: the annotation of a GenBank genome assembly